CAUGUUAAUCUGAUGCUUCCGGAUCUUGCUGUUAGCUGCAUUGAGUGUGGAAAUGUGACGAUUGCCAACCAUUCCUUGAGGGUACCAUGCGCCGAAAGGCACAUCUGUAGAGGAGAUUACUGCGUCGUAAAGCGCGGACUUGACCCGCAUACAUACUGUGGAAGUUUCUGGGAAGGCACAAAUGAGGAACGUUGUUCAAAGCAACCAGGAGAAGCUGAGCAAUGCGUGUGCAAAAAUGAUAUGUGCAACGUUAUGCUUUCGCCAGAGGCAAUGCAGGAAAUGCUCAGGCCUACCACUACAUUAGCACCAACUACUACGACAUACAUUACCACCCUGCUGACGACUUCGGAAGCUCUAGUACUUCCUCUGACAACCACAACAAGUGAGUGUUUAGUGAGAUUUUAA
This is a messenger RNA of Cylicostephanus goldi, 405 nucleotides long. NCBI's taxonomy places the organism in Eukaryota, Metazoa, Nematoda, Chromadorea, Rhabditida, Strongylidae. The record is from the annotation of a GenBank genome assembly.